GAAGAAGAAGAAGAAGAAGAAGACCGUAGUUGAACGUCAGUUAAGCCAGUUGGAUAAAGAUGGAUAACGCCUACCCGGCUGGAGCUGAAAGCGACGGAAGCAACGACGAGUGGGAUGUCGGUCGUUUGGAUACAACGUCUUUCCACGCUACGGAUGUGGGUGACGCUGUAGCACAAGAUACACUGAUGAAAAGAGCCAUCGAUAAAGGAGACAUUGGCACUGUUCAACAGCUGUUGGACAAUGGCCUGGACGUGGAGACCAGGCUCCGCUUUGAAUGGACUCCUCUGAUGUGUGCCGUCAGUGUGGCUAAUUACGACCUGGCCAAACUGCUACUGGACAGAGGGGCUAGCGCAAACUUCAGCAAAGACCAUUGGACGGUGCUCAUGGCCAGCUGCACGGCAUCUGCCACUGAAGACCAAACCGCUCGCUGUGUGGAGCUCCUGCUAUCCAGAAGUGCUGAUCCCAACAUGGUGGACAGGUCUCAAAUGACCUGCCUGAUGCUGGCGGCCAGGGACGGCCACAGUAAGGUCAUCAACCUGCUGGUGUCCCACGGCGCCGCCAUCAACGUCCAGGACGCCAACGGAUACACGGCUCUGUGUAUUGCAGUGCAGUACGACAGAGAGGAGGCCGUGCUGCAGCUCCUUCAGCUGGGAGCGGACAAAACUAUAAGGACCAAGGCUGGCAAGAGCCCUACUGACGUGGCUGUGCGCUUCAAACACACGCAGGUGAUCAGGAUUCUGGCGUCUUCGUCCCACUCGUCAGCCCCCCGGGCUUUCUUCUCCACGGAGGAGACCCUCUCAAGGUUCUUCAUGACAAACUCUGCACCUCCACCGUCCAAUGAAAGCGUGACUAAGCUGGACGACCUCGAGCUGCUCAUGCACGGCCUGGGUCUCGGCCACCUCACUGACAUCAUUGCUGAAAAUGACAUCACCUGGAGCCGCCUGUUGACCAUGGAGGAGGAGGACCUGCAGAAGGUCGGCGUCACAGACCCGGAGGACCAGCAGAAGUUGCUCAGCGCUGUGCAGCAGAUGCACCUGGACCACGUGGACCUGGGCUCAAUCAGCUUGCCGAGCCCAGCAGACAGCGGGUCCCUCGUGUCUUGCAGGAGUGAGGAGCUGUACAACUUCCUGAUAAGCAGGAGGCAUCAGUGCUGCUACCUGACGGAGGCGAUUCAGGACGUCAUCAGACAAUUUCCUCGCCAUGCCUCUCAGCUUGUCUUCUCACCAGACCCAAAAAGAGAAGCCCUGGCCGCCUGCAACCUGCUGGUGGUCCAGACCAAAGAUCUGCAGAAGGAAGUCACCUGCCUCCGCAAUCUGCUAUGCCAGGCGGACGAGACUGCAGAUCCCUGUCUGCCCCCUCGACCUGCUUCCCGUGGCAACCGGAGGUUCCGAUUGACUGUGAGCGGAGUGGCGCUGAGCGCGCUCGGGGCCGCCUCCCUUCUCCUCUACAGAGCCGGCAGGGGAGGGGCAGUACAAAGGUUUCCAUGGUGGGGAUGAUGGAAGGACAGACGGGUUUUUCAGAAUGUUUGUUUUAAGUUUGUUUCUGCUGCUGUAGCACCGCUUUGCUCCAUUUGGUUUUGAGUUUAGUUCAGAAUACUUUACUGUUACUAUACUGUUUUAAGCGUUUGUGUGAAAAUAAAAUGUUCUGUUGAUGAGCAACUUA
Molecule: messenger RNA, 1662 nt
Organism: Gasterosteus aculeatus aculeatus (three-spined stickleback)
Lineage: Eukaryota; Metazoa; Chordata; Actinopteri; Perciformes; Gasterosteidae
Product: ankyrin repeat, SAM and basic leucine zipper domain-containing protein 1
Cellular component (GO): pi-body
Molecular function (GO): protein binding
Source: RefSeq, a predicted model, not a curated record